AUGACACAAGACUUGAGCGUUGAGCGGCCCAUGGAGGCUCGUGUCGGCAGGGAGAACCANGAGUGCGUCUCAACCACUGUGAAGCCAGCUGCCCACUUUUGUACUGACUUCAUGCCAAAAGGAUACGGAUCUCAAGGCGAACGUCUCGUCGCUGGCAUCGUGCCCCUCUCCAACGACCGCAAGUCCGUCCUACUCAUCCAGUCAAUGCGCCGUGGCGGCUGGGUCCUCCCUAAAGGUGGUUGGGAAGUCGACGAGACCGUCGAGGAAGCCGCCUGCCGCGAGGCCUGGGAAGAAGCCGGUGCCGUCUGCAAAAUCCACGCCGACCUGGGCAAGAUCCCCGAGAAGAGGAAACCAGAGCAACUCACCGAGAAGGCUCCAAAGGCCGCAUACCACUUNUUCGAAGCCACAGUCGCCGAGGUCAAGGAGGAGUGGCCGGAGAGCCACAAGCGCAAGAGGAGGUGGAUGGGCUAUCAGGAGGCCAUUGGUUUGUUGAAGGACAGGCCAGAGUUGUCAGAAGCGCUCAAUAGAAGCAGCAUCGACAAGCAGCUCUGA
Molecule: messenger RNA, 552 nt
Organism: Aureobasidium musti
Lineage: Eukaryota; Fungi; Ascomycota; Dothideomycetes; Dothideales; Saccotheciaceae
Source: the annotation of a GenBank genome assembly